Messenger RNA from Penicillium hordei, 432 nucleotides. RefSeq lists its product as uncharacterized. Lineage: Eukaryota; Fungi; Ascomycota; Eurotiomycetes; Eurotiales; Aspergillaceae. The record is from RefSeq and is a predicted model, not a curated record. The coding region runs from base 1 to 432 and encodes 143 amino acids. The transcript has a single exon.
AUGGUUGGAGGUCUUACCAGGUACCACACCACGCCCCCGAGCGACGUCAUUAUCGUCCACAACAGACAAUUCCUCAACGAUCUAGUCAAGGUGUAUCCGAGUACAAUUCUCCACGCCGAGAAUGGAGGGUACUACCUCAAGGAUAUGGACGAAGAGGUCGUUGCGAUAACUGCCGACGACCUAUGCACGGAGCUGGAUGCUGCUUUUGCCAGCAUCGAUGCCAAUGUUGUCGGUGACAACUCUGGAUCUGAGGAUGGAGGACCUGGAUCUCUCGACGGGGCAGAUGCUACGAAGAUGAACGAGGAUCUCGCUUGUUACCCUAACUGUCUACAUAACUACUGCAGCCACCCCCGUUGCUUUCGGUCUGCCGUCUGUCUGAGCUACACGAAUUGCCAUGUGUGCUCCACAAGCAGCCGAAAGGUUUGUAUCUAG